AUGUUCACCGGCAAUGUCCUGUCCCAGUUUUUCCUGGCAACCGCCUUCUCUGCCGCUCCACCUUCGGGUCCUGACGCUCCUCGUGGUCGGGGCGGUGUUCCCUUCGACUUCCUGAGCUACGGGUACGCCUCCUACACCGGGGACGCCGCCGGGCACACGUCCUACGGCAGGAGCCUGGUCACGACGGCGGCGAAGGUGUGGGACCAGCGCGACCAGCUGGGCCUCAAUCCCUACGUCCGCGGCGGCCGUGGAUUGGAUUCCAUGACACAGAUCCUGGACGAUAUCGCUGACGCCAUCUUGAAGUAUGAAGGACUGGAGGACAAUGUCGUGGGACAAUCUCGGCAGAGCAAAGUACUCCAGCAAUAGGACAGCUGCAACACAAAAAAAAACUUGAGUUUACCCUUCAACGCGCACAAUAGAAAACGGGAAAUAUUCUUCAGCUACAGUGACUGGAGAUGCUUACAAUUGGAUUGUUUAUAAAUAAUUCUUUGCAGGCCGAAGAUAAUGUCGUUAUAGUUGCAAUAAACUAAUAUUCUAUUAAA
Molecule: messenger RNA, 542 nt
Organism: Penaeus vannamei (Pacific white shrimp)
Lineage: Eukaryota; Metazoa; Arthropoda; Malacostraca; Decapoda; Penaeidae
Source: RefSeq, a predicted model, not a curated record